CAAUGUGUUUGUAAUGCAAAAUAUCAUAUGUUUUGUAAAAUAUGCAUUAAAAUUAAAAGUUCAGUUCAAGGUCUGCCUUAUCAGUGAUGACGUCAUUUGGGUCUUGUCGGAAACGGGCCGUUACCACAAGAAAUCUGCUGAUUGUAAACUAUAGAUAAUUUAGCAUGAACGUCAUCUCGAUGUCUUCCUUGCCAUUAUCGGACACCAGCAGCUAAGAAUUACCUUUAACCUCUUCUAGAAUCUGUAGACUUUUGCAGACAGCACAUGCAUGAGAGAAAACAAAAACAACACAACAACUAGCUACGAGAUGGAUUUGUUUCAUCCAAAAUUAGCGUUAUGUUCUUUUUAACCCAACGUUAACAUCGCUAGCCAGGUGUCUGAUUGUCAGUGUCUCUGUGUGUGUGCUGACCGAAUCUCUCCAUCUUCCAUAUAAACACAAAGUAAUCGAAAGUCGUGCCAUCAUCACCCCCAUCAUUUAGGCGUUGUCGUUUUCAAUGUCGUCUACGUCUGCAGAAGACGAUUCCAGCAACGACAACAAGAACAAAAACGCCGGCAAAAGACAGGACAAGGCUUCGUCCAGUGGUGUCACUGCGGGAACUGCAGCCUCUCCGGACAAUUUGGACAAUGCGGGCACUUCGGACAGUGCGGGCAAAGCGGGCGAACACGAGUGCGAGUGUUCGCUGUACACAGACACUCCCUCGCACGUCGGUGUGAUACCGCUCGUGCGAAAGAAGAGCUCCAUGGUUCUGUCGGAAGAGGCCUUGACCAUCGAUACGGCCGACUACUACGUGGAUGAUAACGAGGAGGCCGCAUCGUCGUUGCAGGUCACGGCAGAUGAAAGUCCCGCGGUAAAAACGAAGAAAAAGGAUGACAGCAAGAAGAAAAAGAUAAAGAAAACUUGAUAUUUA
Messenger RNA from Gigantopelta aegis, 908 nucleotides. RefSeq lists its product as uncharacterized. The transcript has 2 exons. The record is from RefSeq and is a predicted model, not a curated record. The coding region runs from base 495 to 902 and encodes 135 amino acids. Lineage: Eukaryota; Metazoa; Mollusca; Gastropoda; Neomphalida; Peltospiridae.